Esox lucius (northern pike) is the source of this 1749-nucleotide messenger RNA. RefSeq names its product NMD3 ribosome export adaptor (gene nmd3). Bases 132 to 1646 code for a protein of 504 amino acids. Gene Ontology annotation, molecular function: ribosomal large subunit binding. Lineage: Eukaryota; Metazoa; Chordata; Actinopteri; Esociformes; Esocidae. The transcript is spliced from 16 exons. Gene Ontology annotation, biological process: ribosomal large subunit export from nucleus. The record is from RefSeq and is a predicted model, not a curated record. Gene Ontology annotation, cellular component: nucleus; cytoplasm.
ACACACUGGGUCCUUAUGUCGUCAUCAUUCUGUUCCACUUUUCCAGUUUGUGGUGGAGAAACGUGGAUGAUCGUAACGUGUAGCUGCAUGGACAGACAUCAUACCUUACUGGACCACCCAAGCUGUUUAUAAUGGAGUACAUGCAAGCUCCUACUACAAGCAGCCAGGGGAACAUCCUGUGCUGUACCUGUGGCAUCCCCAUCCCCCCAAACCCUGCCAACAUGUGUGUGUCCUGCCUGAGGACCACAGUGGACAUCUCUGAGGGAAUCCCGAAGCAAGUCUCUGUGCACUUCUGCAAGCAGUGUGAACGGUACUUGCAGCCUCCAGCCUCCUGGGUGCAGUGUGCUCUGGAGUCCAGGGAACUGCUGGCUCUCUGCCUUAAGAAGCUGAAGGGCAACAUGACCAAAGUGCGGCUCAUCGAUGCCGGAUUCCUGUGGACAGAACCCCACUCCAAGAGGAUAAAGUUGAAGGUGACCAUACAGAAAGAGGUCAUGAACGGGGCCAUCCUGCAGCAGGUGUUUGUCGUGGAGUUUGUCAUCCAGUCCCAGAUGUGUGAUGACUGCCACCGCAUUGAGGCCAAAGACUUUUGGAACUCUGUGGUGCAGGUCAGACAGAAGACUUCCCACAAAAAGACGUUCUACUACUUGGAGCAGCUUAUUCUUAAGCACAAACUCCAUCAGAACGCACUCAACAUCAAGGAGAUCCAUGAGGGCAUUGAUUUCUACUAUGCCACAAAGCAGCAUGCUCAGAAGAUGGUGGACUUCCUCCAGUGCACAGUUCCCUGCAGGUCAAAGACCUCCCAGCGCCUCAUCUCGCAUGACAUUCACUCAAAUACAUUCAACUACAAGAGCACCUACUCCAUUGAGAUAGUUCCUGUCUGCAAGGACAACGUGGUGUGUCUGUCACCCCGUUUGGCUCAGAGCCUGGGGAACAUGGGCCAGGUGUGUGUGUGUGUCCGGGUCACCAGCACCAUCCACCUCAUCGACCCAAACACACUACAGAUUGCUGAGGUGGAUGGGGGAACAUACUGGCGCAACCCCUUUCAUAGCCUUGUUAGUCCUCGGCAACUGGAAGAGUUCAUCGUCAUGGAUAUUGAUCUCAUCAGGAACCAGAAACUCGGGGCAGGAGCAGGCCUGAGGUCCAAUAAGCACACCCUGGCUGAGGUGUGGGUGCAGAAGACUUCGGAGAUGGACACGGCUCAGCAGUAUCACUGUCGCACACACUUGGGUCACCUGCUUAACAUAGGAGACUUGGUUCAAGGGUUCGACUUUGCCAAUUCCAACGUUAAUGAUGAAUUUCUGAAUAAGAUGAACCCUAGUCAUGUUCCUGAUGUGGUGCUGAUCAAGAAGAGCUAUGACCGCAGCAAAAGGGUGAAGCGCAGGAACUGGAAGCUGAAGGAGAUGAACAAAGACAGAGAGGGCAUGGACACGGAUGAUGAAAGACAAUAUCAGGACUUUUUGGAAGACCUGGAGGAGGACGAAGCCCUGAGGAAGAAUGUAAACAUCUUCAGAGAUGCAUCUAAGAUCCCAGUGGAGAGUGAUACGGAUGAGGAGGGUGCCCCACGGAUUUCCCUGAUGGAGAUGUUGGAAGACCUCAGCCUAUCAGAUGCCACUGGAGGAGAGGGAGCUGAUAUGAUGACUGAAUAGGCCAGCGCAAGUCUGCAUAAUGACUGUUCAGAUCAGUCGGGCUGAUGGAGAAAUGGAAUGCUGUUUGAGGAUAUCAAAUAAAAUGUAAUCUGGCUUCAGAAUA